Molecule: messenger RNA, 945 nt
Organism: Penicillium lagena
Lineage: Eukaryota; Fungi; Ascomycota; Eurotiomycetes; Eurotiales; Aspergillaceae
Gene: pxr1
Product: telomerase inhibitor/ribosome biogenesis protein PXR1
Exons: 2
Coding region: 1-945 (314 amino acids)
Molecular function (GO): nucleic acid binding
Source: RefSeq, a predicted model, not a curated record
AUGGGGUUAGCCGGUCCGCGCAAAAAGACAAAAAUCUCCCAUGACCCCAACAACACCAACUGGGCUCGGUCCACGUCUGGGUUUGGGCACCGGAUCAUGAGCGCCCAGGGGUGGACACCCGGCAAUACUCUCGGAGCUCGAGAUGCUGCUCACGCUGACUUUCUCACCGCGGCCAGCUCAACGCACAUCAAGGUCUCCAUCAAAGACGAUACCCUAGGCCUGGGCGCUCGUAUUGGGCGGGAUCCGUUAGGGGAACCCACAGGCCUGGACGCUUUCAAGGGACUACUCGGUCGACUGAAUGGCAAGUCUGAAGUGGUGUUGAAACAGGAACAGAGGAAGCGGGACGAUAUCAAACUGGCUCGAUAUGCCGCCAUGAAAUUCCCCGAGGUCCGCUUUGUGAGCGCUGGUUUAUUGACCCAAGAAAAGCCCGAGGAGCUUCCUGCCAAGGACGAUACCCCGAAGGAGAAGCCAAACAAGUCGACCAAACAGCACUCGGAUGGUGACGUUCCAUCCGACGAUAGCAGGGCCGCUCGCAAGUCUUCCAAGUCCUCCAAGAAAUCACGUUCUUCUCGCACCGACGAGCCCGAUAGCUCGGCCUCGGCCUCGGAGAUGAAGAAGGAGAAGAAAAAGGAGAAGAAAGACAAGAAGGAGAAGAAAGAGAAAUCCAAAAAGAGGAGGGCUGCAGCUGAGGAAGGCGACCCCUCGAGCGAGGAGGAUACGCCUCAGCCAAGCUCCGAGACCACCAUCCAGCCCAGCAAGGCCUCAGAGCCAUCGAGUGCACGGGAGCGCAGGCCAAAUGGAAGACAGUUUUUGCGAGGCCGACAUAUCGCGCAGAAAAAGAGAGCACUGUUGGAUGACAAGUCCCUUAAUGAGGUUAGUGCUGUCCUAUCCUUUUCCCUACCAUCCCGUACUCACCCGCAGCAGAUCUUCAUGGUGAAAGCAUAA